Endocarpon pusillum Z07020 is the source of this 723-nucleotide messenger RNA. RefSeq lists its product as uncharacterized. The transcript has 2 exons. The coding region runs from base 1 to 723 and encodes 240 amino acids. The record is from RefSeq and is a predicted model, not a curated record. Lineage: Eukaryota; Fungi; Ascomycota; Eurotiomycetes; Verrucariales; Verrucariaceae. Gene Ontology annotation, molecular function: protein binding.
AUGCCACUCAUUCUCUCUGACGGCCAUUCCGAGUCCUCUAAUACGACCAGGAGCAGGAGGCGCAUUGCAGCAUCUCUCUUUUCUGCCUAUUCCUUGGCCGAAAUAUCUAACUACUCUCUCUUCUCGCUACCAAUCUUCAUUCAAGAAAUCGACAAUAAGACAUGGUACGUCCAGGUGGGAAGGGGAGCCGUCCCGGAAAAGUCAGCCGCUGUGGUGGUGCCGAAAUCUACCAGCCUCCUGCUCUCAAUCAAAGGCCAAACAGGUAGUCACUUCGAGAUUGAGGUGUUACCGACGGAUACGGUGGAUUAUCUUAAGGAGAGGGUAUGGGAGAAGAGGUUGGGAUGGCCGCCUGACCAACAGGUGUUGUAUUACACAGAGCGUGGUAGAGCAUUUAGACUCCGAGACGGGAUAACUAUGGCUGGCCAUGGCGUACAUGGAUACGGGGUCCCAAAAAGGAAACCUCAGCAAACCAUGUGCCAAUUAAGCAUCACCUACCACGCCUCGUGCAUCCACGUCACCAUCAAGCCCCUGACAACCUGCCAUCCGCUGUGCCCUGAACCGGUCUGGACCGAGGGGCCGCGCCGCGAUCUCUGCGCCGAGUGCCAGAAGCGGAGGGAGCAGGAGAUCGGGAGGAAGAGGAAAGAGAAGCUGGCCGAGAAGAUGGCCGCCGCCGGCGUUGGUGAUGAGGUGGAUGGGGAUGUUUGGGAGGAGAUUGAGCUUUGA